This is a messenger RNA of Porites evermanni, 7839 nucleotides long. NCBI's taxonomy places the organism in Eukaryota, Metazoa, Cnidaria, Anthozoa, Scleractinia, Poritidae. The record is from the annotation of a GenBank genome assembly.
GUUCUCUCGAAGCUUUCUCUGUUGAGAACUCGCAGGGUCAAAGUCAUAAAACAUGAGGUCACUUCCCGCCAUACUUUGUCUUGUUUCAGUUGUUGUGUGCGUUUUGUCAUUUCCAUCUGCCUUCAAGGUAAGCCUGCUUCAAGGCAACAUGUUUUACAGCAUGUAAUCAGUAAAUACCUCAAAGGUUUAUUGAAAAGUUGCAUCGACCUAGAUUUCUCUCGUAGAAGAUUUCCAUUUCUUAUUAAAUCAUAGUUUUGAAUUAUCAUACAUCAUACCAACAAGUUAGGGUCUGUUUUCAUUCGAUAUCCAGACAGCGAGAAGUGGGUUGUUGCAGCAGCACUUUAUUUCACAUCGACUUAUAGGUGUUUGUAUAGUUAAGAAACUAGUGUUGAGUGUUAAGAGUGUUCGAUAUAGCUUCUCAAAUGAAGGAUAUGUCUUAAAGGAAUCCAAUGCUUCAGUUCACAACAAUGUCAAUUUGAGACCACGCUACAUUUAACACUGACUCUAAAGGGCCGUAGAGGACUGUUCCUUUCAAAAUUUUCCCUAUUGAUGUGCACAUAAAGGCAACUUUUAUGGGAAGAUAAUUGAAAUAAGUCUCAUUUGGAGCUUCAAGUGGUAUGAAAUAUGAAACAAAAAAAAGCUAUAAGGAUCUACCCUGAUUUCCAGACCUACAGUAGUUCAUACAUCCUUUAAUAAACUCCAGUUCACCUGCAUCUAUCUCGGUUCUUUGUAUCUCUCUUUCAGUAGUGUUGAUAAAACCGGCAAAGGCGCUUUAAAGAUAAGCACGCCUUCGUUCGGGUGUUGAAUUUAACUUAAUAACUGAGACAAUAGCAUUUCAAUAAUUUUCGAAUAGAUAACGAUGAGCACUGAGAGAACAUUGAUUGAAAUCGGCUUAUUACAGACCAUUUACAAAGAUGACUUUCUUGGGGCCCACUUUAAUUCUCUGCAAAGAGAAUACUGAACGGUGGAUUGUGUUUUUCCAAGCGCAAGUUAGAAAAUUUCGGAAAGAUUUUUUCUUGCUUUGUUCUUAGUGGAAUUUAAGCUAUAUUUAGUUUUUCUGGGUCAACUUAAAAGAUUUGCGGUGAUCGGAGAAUGUAGAUAUUGCUGACUUUCUGUCUCUGUACUAAGUGAACCUUAGACUCUGGACCCAAUUCAAGCUCGUUAGUCACGUUUGCACACGCUGUCCGUGCGUGAAGUACAGCAGACAAAACAACGUCUCAGACUUCAACUUCAAAUUAUGGGUUAAAACAACAGCUAUGGGUAUCUCGGUGUAUGGAAAAGACUAUCUGACUGAAAUUUAGGUUUUGUUGGAUGUACCACGGUUGGCUAUGAUGACUGAAUAAGGUUUGAAAUCAAGAAGGUCGUGACAAGAAAGGUGCUCGGAAAUACUGAGCCCAAAAAAUUGGGGUUGGGUUGAAACUGCCCUCACGUAUUCAUAUCUUAAGUUUCUUUAGCACAAGGUUCUUAUUAAGAAGCAUGGACAACCGCGACCUUGAAAGCUCAAUCUCCGCACUUCCAAUUAUGUUUCCUCAGUGUCGGUUGGAUUUUAAUGAAACUUUUUAUUCUACAUUAUCAGAAGUGUGGAAAUAAGAGUUGAGAUGUGUCUGGAUUUUUUCCCGGGCUCUCAAAGCUUUUCCUUAAAAUCUUCUGACGUAACUCUUCGAGCUGCAUUUUACCACAAAUCAUAGCUGGACUCUUUUCAAGUUUCAAGUGUUUCUUGUGAAUAUGAAAUGACAAACGUCCUGAAUUAGUCUGCAUAACAACCGUUUCUAUCCAACGCAUAUACACGCAUUUAGGAUUGAAAUCACUAUUCUUACAGUUUAUUAACAAUUUGAGUAAAAAUCACGGCAUGAGCCGAGUUACGUUUUCAUGUAUGUCUUAUGUUUAACUUUUCUUCCAGGGCAAAAUCGGAAAAGUGCCUUUCAUUAAAACAAGACAUGGUAAGCUGUUAUGUCAUUGUUAAGAAUGUCCGUAGCAGCUUUUAAUAUUGAAACAACUGUGUAAAACCGUAAACAAAACUACAUCCGUUUGGUGUUAAAAGACUAAAACGUUUGUAUUGUCUGUGGCCUUUUCCUUUGUUCCUUAAUUAAACUACAUAUUAAUGAAAUUGCGAAAUUCAUUGCUGUAGCUUUGCAAAAGAAGUCUUUUCUUUCAAAGAAUCACGGUUAUACCCUAAAAACAUGUCCAUAAUAAUCUGAAAUGAAACGUUUUUAUGGAAAGUAAUAGGUCUUUUAAGACUGAUGAGCUUUUAAAAGCUCAUCAGUUUACUCAAAAGAGUCAAUUAUUUUAUAGGCACUUUUUCUUUUUGUAUCGGAAAGCUAACAAAAGACAAAAUAAACAAAAAAUAAAUAAAACAAAAGGAAAUACAUUUAAACUCUACCCUAUACAAACAUUCUUCGUGUAAAGAUUCAAGAUGCUGGUGCAAGGGACUUUGACUGACAUUAAGAUACAUACAUGGUUAUGCUUUUACUGAGUACACGAUGGUUUAUCAGGGCGAUUUAAUAUGGUAGGAAAUUGAAAGAUUUGUAUGAAAUUCAAAGCUAAAUACAGUCAACUCUCUCUAAGACGGACACCUUUGGGACCGGCACUAAGUGUCCGUCUUAGAGAGGUGUCUAGCCUGAGUAUCAGGCCUCCUUAAGGGGCUAGGGGAGAGGAGAUUUUACAUGGGGGAGGGGGGAGGGGGAGAAGAGAAAGGAAGCAGCUCUCUCCCUUUUUCACUUCCAUCUUUCCCCUUUUCCCCAGAAACGCCUGAUACUCAGGCUAAGAGGUGUCCGUCUUAUAGUGAGUCAAAAAAGGCAGGGACCAACUCUAAGUGUCCGUUUUACAGAGGUGUCCGUUAAGAGAGAGUCGACUGUAGUUGUUCUUUAACUUAGUGUCUUAAAGCUACGGUAACGAAACGGACAACAGAAACGUGCAACUUGUUUUUCAACAUUGCUGCAAAACGAGUUGAAAAGCGAUGUUGCGCGUUUUACCACCCACGUUCUUUCUUAUCUUCCAAGAAAUUCAGGUUACUGUUAGUUGCGUGAAAGUUGACUUCUGGCCCCAGUUGUUCAAAAGGUGGAUAACGCUAUUCACCCUUGGGGGGGGGGUACUUGGCUAAAUUUGGCAGGGUAUGUGCCGCUGAUCUCUCAGAGCCCCUACCCCAUUAUAGUCUAUUCUGUGACCAAUUAUAGACCCCAUCUUAGUCACUUUUGGGCAAAUAUGUAUUUUCGCAAUCCCAACUUUGUCACUUUCUAAUUUUACGAACUUACCCAUUUUUUAGAUUGGAUGAAGAACACUUUACCUUUCAUAUACAGUACAAACAUUCUGGUACGUUUGGUAACCGUAAAUAUGAAGAACUUUCUUACCCCAAAAAAUCCGAAAAUGUGCGACCCCAUUCUAGUAACUCUAUUGAAAAUGCGACCCCAUUAUAGUCAAUCCACUUGUGAAAAUGCGACCCCAUUCAGCGACACAUUCCCAUUAGCCUCUUUUAAGGAAGUAACCCCCGGGGCUAUUCACCGGAUAACUCAAUAUCUAGCGCAAUUGGUUUCCCUAACACCUAUCCGUUCAUAGGCUAGCGCUAUCCAACUUUUGAACAGCUGGGUCUGAUUGGAUACAAUCAUGCGGUAGUCACGCCAUAUACGGAAAUUACGUCACGUUUGCCUUUUGCCGGUUAAACGCGCAACACACACCAAUUUUGUAACAAAAGUAUAACUAUACCUCGAUCUACUUUCUGACAACUAUUUGCAACCUACAACAACCUGAUUUGUUGAAAGACAGAUUUGAUUCGUGGGUGGUAAAACACGCAUCAUCGCUAUUCAGCUGAUUUUGUGCAGGAAUGUUGCAAAACAAGUUGCACGUUCUUGUUGCUCGUUUUACUGUACCUCAAGACAGUCUACUUGAAGAACUAAAAAGAAUUUAAAAAUGCUAAGACAUUAUUUCGAUUUUUGUUUUCAAGUUUGUAAAAAAAAAAAAUGCUAAGACAUCAUUGCGAUUUUUGUUUUCAAGUUUGUAGUAAAAAGCCGACAUUUUUCAAAGAUCACCAGACGGAUUCAUAAGGUUAAUUUCCUAAAAUGGGAACUGGGUCCAAAUAUGUAAAUCCACGCGACGUAGGUUAUGACUACACGAUAUCGCAUAGCUCUUUCACCGGCACGAAAACCGUAUCGGAUAGAGCUUCUAUUCACACAAGAGGGCGGUGAUUUCGGCGCGGUUUCUGUAACGGAGCGAAGCUGCCCCGCGUCGAUCCUGAAAGUGGAUCAUCAUACAUUAGACCGGGCCGGGUUGUUCGAAGCUGGGUUAAGAUAACCCACGGUUAGCGCGAAAUUUGAACUCAGUUAUACUUAAAAAGCAAAUUCAGUAUUUGACGAUUGGAUACUCUAAAAAGAAUAGAUCCGAGAGAGUGCUUUUGAUAAAAAGAUAAGGAAACCCGGGUUAAAACCUAACCCCGGGUUAGUGCUAACCGGCGUUCGAACAACUAGGCCAAGGUUGAUGUGACACUCGUUAACGCAGUGUGAACAGGAAGGAGUUCAUACUUAACCGGAUAGCCGUUCACGUCCACAUGAAAAGCCAUUCGGUAUUGUCUACACAUACGUAGCCUUAUUAAGCUUGAAUUUCCCUCAACCUUGCCCUGAUUACCCAUCUUGAACCUAAGGACGUGAACCAGUCUAUGACCAAAAUCUGUUAGAAAUAAACCAUCAAGAUAACAGCUCGUUAUAACCUUUUAUUUAAGCAAUAGGCCACACUUUCUGAGGGUUUACCGGCGUGAUAACCCGCGCGGGGUGUUGGGAGAACACCAGAAAUGCUUGUAAAUCACUGGCCGAAGGCGAGUGAUUUACAAGCUUCUCGAGUAGUCUCUCAACAUCCCAAGUCGGUUAUCACGCCGGUAAACCCAUAGAAAGUGUGGUCUAUUGCUUAAUUAUAAAAUAACUUUAAGUUUUCUAUGAGUUUACCGGCACAAUAAACCAUAGGUUUUUAACCAAUCAGAAAGCGCACUAUCUUAGUUUUUUUUAUAAAGUGAUAUAUGCUCUAAAUUGCUUUGCAAAGUGGUCGACUGGACUCUGGAGACAUAAUAAUCAAGAUAAUCAAUAUACAUCAGGAGUACGAAACUCAAACUAAAUAUCUAACUAAAAUUGUCAAUUGUUUUAAGCUCGUAACCUGUUGCAGUUUGGAAACAUGAUCCAGUGUUCCACAAAUCGAAGCAUGUGGGAUUAUUAUGAUUAUGGCUGCUGGUGUGGGUAUGGAGGAUCAGGGCAGCCUGUGGAUGGCACUGACAGGUAAUCAUUCCUUCUGGGUGCAAGAGCCAGGAAGCAAUGUAUUGUAGUUCUACUGAGCCUUAUAAUGGCCUAAUGGCCUCUUUUUGAGGCUUCACAAGAGGUAUGUGAAAAAGAAGGGGAUUUUAGUAGCUGGCGUAUAUGAAAGGGUGGGAAAAUCUGUCAGUUUGGUCUUUAAAAAGGCCCAGAAGGGCUAACAGAUGAAUUUUAUGGCUGUGAAAGAAUGAGAAAACGUUCUGGUUUUGUGAUAAUUUAUAUCUAAAAGACGGUGCAUUUACAGCAGUUAAAAGGGAUGCAAAAGGGGUAUUUUAAAGUGGUGUUUUGUCAAUAGAGGGUAUUCGAAAUGGCUACCCUUUUCUGUCAAAAAUCGUUUAUAAAAAGGGUAAGGGGUUGGACCUUAGGGACGAGCCUCUAGCUACUAAAAGUUUGUUGUUUACCCCUCUAAUCCCACCGCUGGGAGUUCUAUUCAUUGAGGACAGAAUGAAUCCUUGCGGAUUUGAGGGAUUACAGAAUUUAGUCUAGUAACAGAUGGAUUGGGAUCGGCCGUUUUUAUGCUAUGUUUGACGACUUUAAGAACGUCCUCUCUUAAUUUUGCAUCUGAACGAAGCACUUAACAGACGACUUUAAAUUCGUCUAGUACUGACUGUAAACUGGAACGCAGUUAUGCUCAAUUUGUCCAGAAACCGGACUAGAAAGAGGCAGUGUUUUGUCCCCUCUCUUUGUCGCGGUGUUGUCGUUUACUUUUCUGAUGGGUCUUCCUUUUAUACCAAACGACUAAUUAGCUCUAGAGGACUAGUUAGUUUAAUUAUUUUGCUUCAAAAGACCAAUUUAUUGUUUUAAAACUAUUUGGACUUCCUUAUAGCCGAUUGCUCCGUGCGUUCCCUUGCGCCUUCUGUAUGUAUAUGCACCACGAACAAGGAAAUAGCGCUGGACAAGAAUAAUGAAGACCCCGUGGACAAGUUUGAUUUUAGUUUUUCCACUAGAUAAUAAGAAAAAAGGACGCAUUUUCUUUUACUGUUUUUGCCUCAGUCUUAAAUCAAAGGAAAGUUGAUUCAUGUUAGGUUUUCUUGUUUCAGGUGUUGUUUGCAACACGACUCAUGCUAUGAUCGCUUGACAAAAAACAGUAUUUGCUCGGAAUUGGCAACGUAUUAUUCUAUUUAUCGCUACAAUGGAUGUCGUCAAUGUGGUAAGAAUUUGCACAGUAAAAUUUACUUUAGAGUCUAAACCGUUCGCUAUAAAGCUCAUGUUUAAAAACGUCUCCCUGACCUAGACUGUAUACUGUUAAUGAAUCUAUGUGUAGGCCAUUUUUUUCCAUUCACACUAAAGUUUAAAAUUGUUCAGAUACUAUAUAGUUAAAUUAUAAACACAAUAGCCCUGGUUCUUACGAUACAGUUCAGUGAUGCGGAGGCUGUGUGGUUUAAGCAUACCCCAGAGAGUAUGUAUUUUGUCAAAGACGCACCUUUCUCAUAGCAAUGUCAUUUUCCCGAAAGAUGAUUUAAAUUUCAAAAUAUUUUCCGAGAGACUGUUGAUCAUUUCUAAAUCUAAACAAUAGCCUAAAAUUCGCCUCCAAAGAAAUCCUAUGUCUAGAAAGCAUUUUGCAAAGUCAAUCAGUACAACCACCCGUACCUGUUGGGCAUCCAAUAACAGCCUCUGAAAUUCAUUUAAUUCAAAAUUGCCGCCAUAUCGACAAAAAGGUUUAUAACAACAUUGGUUCCUUUAUAAAACUACUUUCCGUCGUCUACACAACGAAUAAAGGCACAAGUUAAAGAUACUAUGUAAAAGCUUGUCUAGCAGUUUUCUGUCGCCUACUUUAUUUUGCAAGACGCUUAGGCCCUUUUAAAACGUCGUGCUACUGCCGUGCCGAACUCAAUUGCUCGAAUUAAAUUCGACUUUAGCACGGCAGUAGCGCGACGUUUGAAACCAAGUCGUGCUACUGCCGUGUAGCACGGCAAGCCUUGCUGUGCUACACGGCAGUAGCUCGACUUGGUUUCAAACGUGGUGCUACCGCCGUGCCGAACUCAAUUCAUAAAUUAUAAAUACAUUAGCUAUACAUUAGACUACAUUUAAAAGUUUGCUAAACCGUUUCUAUAUUUUUGUGUUUUGUUUUCGGCAACAGCCGUUCUAUUCGACGGAAUUAAAUUCGACGUCUGAAACCAAGUCGUGCUAGUGUCGUGCUGCAGUCGAGCUACAGUCGAGCCAGCUUAGCACGGCAGUAGCACGACCUUUAAAACAGGCCUUAGGUUAACAAAAUACUGCUUUGUUGAUGUCAAUCAAGAAUAAGUUGGUCGUCUUAAUUUCGAGCCCGCUGACCAAAAUCGGCUGAGAGAAUGCUUAAACCAUUUGGAACAUGUUAUGGUAUCGAUGUUUUCGAAGAUUACUAGAAACAAUCCAAGACAAUGAGAAGAUUUGUCUGUCGUUUAAUUCUAGCUUGUUUUUUUUUUUUUCAGUACCUGAAUCCGAGUACCCUCUUGAUGACCUUCAAAAACAAUGCAAGAAAGCUCUUUGUGAAUGUGACAGCAAGGCUGCCAAAUGCUUUGCUUCAUCAAGCUUUAAUCAUUCAUAUAUAAACUACGAUACUACUAAGUGUUAA